AUGCAAACUUGUAGAUGUACUAGAACUGAGGGGGUUAAUGGAGAAUUGUUGGAUGCUAAAGGGUUAACAAAAACCCGCGAUUCCUCACUUGUCAGAUGCAAAGGAGGAGGAACUGAGCGAUUCCACCACCAACACUUUUGUCUUUUUGGACUUUUACAUUUAACCAACGGAAUGAAAUUUUUGGUGAGCUUUGGCCUGGUUUUAACUGUCGUUUUAUGCAUUCUUGAGGCUAUUUGGUUUAGGCGUGCUCUCUGUGUGAUGAUCGUCCCUUUUGGUGUGGUUGUUUUGUCAUCUAUUGCCAUAUUCAGGCAUAAACCCUCUUUCCUUUGGCCGAUCAUAGGAAUUUCGUUCUUUCACUUAUUUUUGGAUGCAUAUGCAACUAUUGUCUUUCUAUUUUUCUUUAUUUACAAACCACUUUACAUUAUAAUGGUUUUGAAUUGGGCAUUUGACAACAUGUACCCGAAUAUAUCCCCAUAUUAUCCACAUUGUGCUCUCAUUUUUGCUAUACUGAUUGUUUUCUUUCUCUUCAAUUUUUGGCAGUUAAAUAUUUCCUUAUGCUUCCGGGAUUAUUUGAAUGAGAUUCUUCGUUCUGGCAUUUCGACUAAUGGAAGCACAGGAAACAGUAGUUGUGGAUUUGACAGUAACAAUUCUUCUGUUUUGCCACUUUGUACCAUCUCCUGCGUCAAAGGUACAUUGCAACACCCUCAAUGCAGAAUCAUCAACAGAUCGCCUUUAACUUUGCUUGAUUACGAUGAAGGAAAAAGUGACAAGCUCCCCUCUCCUUCAAAUAAUUCACAAAAGAUAGCUAUGUUGUGGCAUUCACCUUCCAUAAAACGUGGAGUAAAAAUUCCUCAAAGCACCAGAACACCGCCUCCAAUCUCCAUUUCAGGUUAUUAUUAUUUUGAACUAGCAACAACGGCGUGGAUAAAUUUUUAUGACUGA
Messenger RNA from Meloidogyne enterolobii, 942 nucleotides. The record is from the annotation of a GenBank genome assembly. NCBI's taxonomy places the organism in Eukaryota, Metazoa, Nematoda, Chromadorea, Rhabditida, Meloidogynidae.